ACCAACCCGACACCUCUCCCUCUGUUUCUUCUUCUUCUUCCAUCCUCCUCCUCCACACGCUCGAUCCCUCCCUUCCUAACAUCAGCAGCAGCAGCAGUCACACACUCGUCGAUGGUAUCCCUCCUUCCCUACCCAAACCCCUCAUGAAUGGGAAUGUAUGAAUGAAGACCGGAGAAUGGCGGACCGAGAGAAAAGGAAGCCCUCUCCCUCUGUACCCUCACCAUUUCUUGGAGUGCACGUAGCGUCGCCUCCUAAUUUCAGGCUCACCCAUGAUAUCAGCCUGGAGGAAUUUGAGGAUGAAGACCUUUCUGAGAUCACAGAGAUCACAGAUGAGUGUGGGAUGAGCCUGCAUUGUAAAGACAGCCUGGCUUCCAAGCAGAGUCACAUGAGUCUGGAGGCCAAUAAUGUGUCAGCAGGGUUUGGUGGUGAGCUGAGCCGGAUCCAGGCAGAGAUGUUGCAGCUAGACCUGAUUGAUGCUGUAGACGAGAUCCCUGAGGAGGAGGAAGCAACGACAGAUCCAGUGAAAGAGCCUCCCCCUGUUACUAUGGAUACGUACCGGCCUAAACGACCCACCACCCUAAACCUCUUUCCACAAGUGCCCCGCACACAGGAUACACUGAACAACAACGCCUUGGGAAAGAAGUACAGCUGGCAAGACAAAGUCUCGCGAUCGUCCUCUCCUUCUAUUACUGGAGAGGCACCAUCCCCCCAUGACCACGUUUGUCUAAGCGAUGAGGUGAUACAUCAGAACAACACAACUUCUACCAAAGACAGGGGCACCUCUACUGAUAGCCCCUGCCGGCGCAACACUGCCACACAAAUCACCAACGCAGCUGAGACAUCUGCCAAGCAAACUGAAAAUUUGGACACUUCAACCAAUGGCUCUCAGUUGCAGCACCAGGGCCCCAAAGGGUUGGAGUCUCACAGGGACCGUAUCCACUACCAGAGUGAUGUGCGCUUGGAAGCAACAGAGGAGAUAUUCCUAACGCCUGUACAAAAAAACUCAGACUCUCUGGAGCACGAUAGGCCCUUCCUUUCACAAUCUAGUGAAAACAGAAUGUCUAUUAGUUCUGACAUUGACACAGCACAUUACCUCUCUUUGCCAAAUAAACCAAAUCCUUCUAUUAGUGAGGAAGAUGAGGUGAUUGAUUGUGUACCUUCCACUGACAAAUUGAGCUUGCCUAGGACCCGCUAUGGAAGUGAUAACAGUUACCUGUCUGCCUCUGCCCUUCAGCGGGCAUCUGUGAGCUCUGAUACCAGUGGACUUUCCUAUGACUCGGUCAAGUACACACUUGUGGUAGAUGAAAACAUGCAGCUGGAACUUGUAAGCCUGAAGGACUGCUACUCCAGGUAUAGUGAUGACAGUGAUUCUGCCACUGUCUAUGAUAACUGUGUCUCUUCACCCUACGAGUCAGCAAUUGGCGAGGAAUAUGAGGAAGGGGCACCUAAAAGAGAAUCUGUCUGUGUAUCUGAAGACUCAUCCCCCGAAGCUGAUAUCCCCCUCUCUAAGAAGUUCCUUAAUGUAUUUAUGAAUGGCAGGUCACGGUCUUCCAGUGCCGAGUCCUUUGGCCUGUUUUCCUGUAUGAUCAAUGGAGAGGAGCGAGAGCAGACACACAGGGCUGUGUUUAGGUUCAUCCCCCGUCAUGAUGAUGAGUUAGAGCUGGAAGUGGACGAUCCCUUGCUGGUCGACGUUCAGGCUGAAGACUACUGGUAUGAAGCAUACAACAUGCGGACCGGAGAUCGAGGCAUCUUCCCUGCAUACUAUGCCAUUGAGGUCACCAAGGAAUCAGAACAAUUGUCAGAAGCAGUAAAGAAGAGUAGCUGUGUGGAAAAAUUCUGGGUGAAGUUUCUUGGAUCUGUCCAGGUGCCCUACCAUAAAGGCAAUGAUGUGCUCUGUGCUGCUAUGCAAAAGAUUGCUACAACUCGACGUCUAACAGUACAGUUUCAUCCCCCAUCCAGCUGUGUUCUAGAAAUUAGCGUGCAAGGUAUAAAGAUUGCUGUGAAAGCACAUGGAAGAAGAGACUAUGAAACCGACAAUACAUGCAGUCACUUUUUCCAGUUAAAGAAUGUCUCCUUUUGUGGAUAUCAUCCAAGAAACAACAAAUAUUUUGGGUUUAUCACAAAACAUCCUGCUGACCACCGAUUUGCUUGUCACGUUUUUGUUUCUGAAGAGUCAACCAAACCAGUAGCAGAAGCAGUAGGGAGAGCCUUCCACCAGUUUUAUCAACAACAUGUGGAAUAUGCAUGCCCGACAGAAGACAUCUACCUGGAAUAACGCAAGAGUCAAAAAGUAUAAGACUGACACACUUUGCCCUGUACAUAAUACAAACUAUCUUGUGUAUCCCUUACUGCAUGAUCUUUCUGCUUCAACUAGAGACUCACAGAUGAAAUGUUGAGCAGACCACCUGAACACUGUAUAUGCAUUUUCUUAGGCCAAGGUAAUUCCUGUCCAGAUGUUCCCACAUUUACCAUAAUGGAUGGAAUAAAAAGAUAAUGCAGAGGGGGGAUAUUUUGUUUUCUAACUACUUGCAAUCAGGUUUCUUGAGUGUUCAAUUGUAGAUUUUAAUUACGGGGCUCCCACUUACUUUAACACAACACACAGAACUCUACCAGGCAUCUAAAAAGACAUGGUUCGAACUGACCCACAGCAGACUCCAUGGACGUAUACAUCUUGUUCUGGUCAGCAAAUAUUGCACCACUGAAUCUUGGACCUUGAGAAUGGACCAUGUUUCUGUGUUGUGUACAGUCCAGACUGAGUUACAAUGACAUAAUUACAUUGCCGAAUCCAUCAUGCAGUAGUUCAUAAACUACAGUAACUCAGGGAGUCUCUGUAGCUACAGGGGGAAAAGGAGCUGAUAUAUUUUUAUUUCUUGUGGGAUUAAAACUUGAAUGUGUGCAGCAAAUUAAUUUUAUGUUUAUUAAAGCAGUCUUUGUUUCCAGGCA
This is a messenger RNA of Protopterus annectens (West African lungfish), 2943 nucleotides long. RefSeq names its product mitogen-activated protein kinase 8 interacting protein 1 (gene MAPK8IP1). The coding region runs from base 158 to 2275 and encodes 705 amino acids. Gene Ontology annotation, molecular function: protein binding. Gene Ontology annotation, cellular component: cytoplasm. The transcript has 12 exons. NCBI's taxonomy places the organism in Eukaryota, Metazoa, Chordata, Ceratodontiformes, Protopteridae. The record is from RefSeq and is a predicted model, not a curated record. Gene Ontology annotation, biological process: regulation of JNK cascade.